Messenger RNA from Notolabrus celidotus (New Zealand spotty), 645 nucleotides. RefSeq names its product hsp90 co-chaperone Cdc37-like. Bases 1 to 630 code for a protein of 209 amino acids. Gene Ontology annotation, molecular function: protein-folding chaperone binding; heat shock protein binding. NCBI's taxonomy places the organism in Eukaryota, Metazoa, Chordata, Actinopteri, Labriformes, Labridae. Gene Ontology annotation, cellular component: cytoplasm. The record is from RefSeq and is a predicted model, not a curated record. The transcript has 3 exons. Gene Ontology annotation, biological process: protein folding; protein stabilization.
AUGAGGUUUAUGUACUUUUGUAACAAUUCAUGGACUGAUUUUGCCCACUACCUGGUCAUCAUGUGUAUUGACAUCGAAGUUGAGGAGAAACAUGCAUUGAUGGAGCAGGUGGCUCAUCAGACCAUCGUCAUGCAGUUCAUUCUGGAGUUGGCAAAAAGCCUCAAGGUGGACCCACGAGGCUGCUUCCGUCAAUUUUUUUCCAAGAUUAAGACAGCAGAUCAGCAGUAUCAGGAUGCUUUCAAUGAUGAGCUGGAGUCAUUUAAGACAACACGGGUUCGGGGCAGAGCGAAGAUCCGCAUAGAAAAGGCCAUGAAGGAAUAUGAGGAAGAGGAGCGACAAAAGCGCAUCGGACCUGGAGGGCUUGAUCCAGUUGAAGUGUACGAGACCCUGCCACAGGAGAUGAAGAACUGCUUCGAUGAGAAGGACAUUGGAAUGCUACAAGAGGUUAUAAGUAAAAUGGAUCCAACAGAGGCAAAGAUUCACAUGAAGAGAUGUAUAGACUCUGGUCUCUGGGUCCCAAACUCCAGGGUGGACGAUGGGGAAGAAAAAGGAGAUGAAAAAGAGGAUGAUGCUACCUACAAGGAGGUGAAACAGGAGCAGGAAGAAACACAAAUAGGAACAAAGGGAUGAAUGGAGUUAGCAUGA